UUUCUUACGGCCAGAGGCCUGUCGGACAAUCUGCAACGCCCUAUAUGACGCCGAAUCAAGGACCAGGUUAGGUGUCACUACGUACCAGUGAUGUCGAGGUUGCAUCAUAUGCAGAGUACAAGUUCGCGACAAGGAUCCUUCCAUACUUCAUUUGUCUAAAGGGCGUUUGAAACGUCCUUAGCGCAGGACCAGUUACAGGGCACAAGACUUUUCUUUAAAAUCGUAAUAACGUGCAUUUAUCGCAGGAGAUCUUGCACGCGUUGUCUGCAGCGACUGUCUGUUUAUUGCAGAAUAUCCUGCACUGAACUUUCAACGGAGCUACAAUGCCAAAGAGGCAGUGUUUUUUUUUUUCUAAACGUGGUUGAAUUGUCACGGUGUAACUCCGCACGGAUAACUUCAACAGGGCAUCUUGAGGGCGGUCAAUUACACAUAUGUUCUCAGCAAUACACGGUUAAAAGUGACGCAGCGUUGCGCAGAGCCUCACAGAGCAUCUGGUUGUCUCGCACGCAACAAGAGCCACCAUGGAGGGAACGGACGGCGGAGCAGAGCGUGGCGACGACAGCGACACCCGAAGCAACAGCGUGUGGCGCGCAUGCGGUCACGUCUACGGCCAGUUGGCUCGGGACUCCGGUCUCCCGGGCGCCGAUGUCCUCGUCGAGGGAGGACGCUUUCGCCGCCUGCUGUGGACCGGGGCGCUGCUCACCCUGGUAUACUACAGCGCCAGCGAGACCGGCGCCAUCCUGCGCGAGUACUUCACGUACAGCGUGGCCGUCGCCUUCGAGUACAACACGAACGAAUCGUUCGAGCUGCCCGACGUCACCGUGUGCAACGUGAACCCGCUGCGCCGUUCUAAGCUGUGCGCCCUGGAGGCAUCGGAGCGCGCCAUGGAUCCGGAGCUGGAGGAGCGCCUCUGCGGCAAGGGCCAGAAGUUCAAAGAACGCAAAGUAACUGCUGAUCGCCGUAGGGACACGGCACGAGCAAGCAGCAGAAGAAUCCGUUUUCUAAGCAAAAGCUUAAAGUGCAGCACUUACUCCGACGCACACGUUGAUCUUUGCUCAACGCAGGCCAACCCAGACGACAUUAAACUACAGCACCGAUUGUCGGAUUGGAUGGCCCAGAGGGCGGUGCGCGACGAAAAGCAGCUCGAAGCGGUGGGCCACCAGUUUACCGACGUCAUCAUCGACUGCACCUACCACGAAAAAGACUGCAAGCAUGCCAGGUUCUUCCUUAACCACACAAACCCCUGGUACGGCAACUGCUUCUGCAUCCACUGCGAGAAAACCGAUCGGCUCUUCGAGUACAACUCUUUGGCAUCGCCUUUCGACGGUCUGGUGAUGACGCUGAAUCCGGAAUUGCACGAAUAUCUGCCCACGUCCUAUCAGGCCGGAUUCCUUGUCAUGAUACAUGCGCACGGCACCAGAUAUCGGCGUACAGUGACUGCCUCCCUCGAGAUCAUACACCUGCCGAGAGGCUGCUUUCACCUCCUUGGUGUUUGGCUCGCCCACAAGUUCGACGAACCAAGUGAUUCAAAUGAAGUUCUGAAUUUGGACUGCGACUAUACAUUAUCAUUAUGUUUCUGUCUCUCUUUCUACUUACGCAGGCAUUCAGUGUGCAGCGACGGUGUGUAUCUCACACCUGGUUACACUACGUAUGUUGGACUUAGCGUGCUUGCGCAGACGGGCCUGCCGGCUCCGUACGCCAAUCCAUGCCGCAGAACCUGGCCCAAGUGCUUGCUCCAACUCCUGGAGGAGCCUUACGGAGAGUACACACGCGAGGUGAAGCAAGACUGUCUGAACCUGUGCCUGCAGCACAUCGUCGUGGAGAGGUGCGGAUGCCUGACGGCGCAGCUGCCGCAGCUGCACAAGCUGGCCAGGAAGUACGGCGCCUGCGGGGAACACGGUAAAGCCACUCGCUGCACAAGUUCGAAUUGCGAAGCACGUUCGGUCUGCACCUACACAGGCUUUGCGCUUCCCGUAAUCUCCUGUCGCUGUUCCCUCUGUAGGCCACCGGCUCGGCUGGUCCUGUACUUCGACUCGCUCACCUACGAGCACAUUCGAUCGGUGCCUAAGUACGACGAAACCCGGGUUCUUAGCAAUCUGGGCGGCAUCAGCGGCAUGUACCUGGGCCUGUCCUUUUUCGUUCUCUUCCAAGUGCUCGACAUUCUUGUCGUCGGGGCGCUGCGGCUCAGGAGGAUGCUGCACUGGGACGCACGCCAGCGCCUCCUGGUGGAGCUCGCAAGGCCCCAUUCACGAGGAGACUCCCGCGCUACCUCGCACAACUAGCCGGCAGCAGGAAGGUUGCCGUCGUCAUGUUUACGUCAUUUUUGCAACUAUACUAAGCCCUGGUGUCUUACAUAUAGGACAGGACGCCAUAUCUGUAGUACCAGAGUCAUUCAAUGCUUCUCAGCUAGUACUGAUGGGGCACUCAUAAUAUAAUCAUCACCGUUUGCCUUAUAAACGUAUAAUUUGCAGUGCAGGACGAAGGCAUCUCCCUUUAUUUUUCCAGUUUCUUUUUUAAGCGAAGCUUUCUUUGCCUCUUCUCCCGAUUUUCCGGGUGCUACUGCUGUGGUCUUGCUAGCGCGCGCUGCUGGGUUUCCUGCAACACCACCAGAUGGCGCACGCCUCCACGCAUCCCGGCGUAUGGCCGGGAUGCGUGGAGUUGGUAUUCAGUGAAAACAUUGGAUAGUGUCAAUAGAGGGCUAGGAAAUACCUCGCGUAAAAGAAAUACCUUGGUAUAUAGAUAAACAAAGACAAUAGGUAUUUGGAAACACAGGAAAAAACAAUAACAGUAAAGGGGAAGGGAAGUGCGGCCAUAAUGAAACACAGAACGCUAUGGGGAUACAAUAGGUACGAGGUGCUCCAGGGUAUAGUGUAAAGGUGUAAUGGUUACAGGACUUACAUUUGGAAAUGUUGUUUGCUUGAAAUUAUGGGUACAAUCAAGCCUCGAUAGCAACCAAAGGUCAGUGGGACGCCUCGCAUUGGGCGCUCACGAGAAGACUACAAAUGAAUAUGUGCAGGGUGAUAUGUGCUGGACGAGUUUUGAAGUGAGGAAUAAGCCCACAGCAAAAUUGAUUAUGAAGAACGACAGAGGAAUAUGGAAGAAAGUAAAUGGGCUGGGAGAGUUUUCAAGUAUUUGUACAGAAAAAAACAUCGAUUAACAGUGGAGGAAAAGAACUGGGAAGGUUACCAGCAAGUAUGCGGCCUUUAUGGUGAGCAACACAGCAACAAAGAACGUCAAGUGGAAAGUCAGACAGGCUCAGAUAAUCUAAUGGGUAGCCGCAAUGGAAAAGAAGCCUGGCAUGAGGGACUACUUAAGAGAAAAAAACGAAAUCAGGAAACAAUUUACGAUAACUCAAAGGGAAGCUCAUUACUUUUCGAAGCGAGAUCAGGAUGCCUUAGAACACGGACUUAUAAAGCGAGGUAUAAGAAGGAAGAAGCAUGUGCUUGCUGCAGUAGAGCUAGGGAAACGAGGGAGCAUGUUUUAUUAGAAUGUGAAGAUAUCUGCUCAGCGGUCGAUUUAGGCACCACUGGCCUCCUUGAAGCCCUUGGGUUACGCGAGAGCACGGGAAAAGUAAAUAUGUCCGCAGUAGAGAUUUCCAUAUCGCGGUAUAAUGGCUGGCGCUGACAAUCUGUCUCGUGCGGCAUAUUGCAAACGGAGCCAUGUCUGGCGCCGCUGCCUCGCCAAUCGGGAGUUGGAUGCGUGCCAUCCCCCCCGGAAGGAUUUCACAUCAACUGCUUAUACUAAGGCAAAACAUUUAUAUCAAUUGUAUUUAUGCUGAUAUUUUUCCUAUGCACGCAUUUUUGUUCGUAGGUGAAUGUAAUUCGUGUUGUGCAAUAAGCAAAUGAUGCAAAGCGUUGCGAUCUUAUCGCAUCCGUGACAUCGCUAUUUUUAUUAUCGCUGUUAUUUUUUGUAUGCAAGCGAAUGUUUUUUUUUUUUUUUUAUGAAACGCAGAUUGUUAUCUGUGCAGGUAUCGUGUAGCAGUUAGCCUGUGUAGCCUUUGUGUAGUUAUCUGUGUAGGUCUUGGUGUAGCUGUUAGCCAUUUUGCUAGCAAACUGUGCGGCUAAGGUACUUUUAAGCAUACUUUGCAAGCAGAAGAUUGACCUUGCACAUGUUUCAAAAAUAGAGAGCAAAAAAAAAUGAAAGCUCGUAUCUUUACUGAGACAUGAAUAUUGAUAAUUCACUGUCUUGCAAGGCUAAAUUGCAUAUUUCAUGUAUCUUAGUUGUUGAAUAAGAAUCAUUGUGAAUUUGAUGUACUUAUUGCUUUUUUCUUACUUGUUUGCUUGUGUUGUCUGUAUUGUGUGCUAUUGACGGCGACUAAAAGCUGGUCUCAUUGUGUGCAGUCUAGUGCCCUCAUAUUUUUAAUGUAUAUAGACUGCAUUUCAUCUCUGCUGUCGGAAUUGAUGCACUCUAUGUGAACACUGCUAUGCUGGGGUAUAGUGCUUAACAGAGUUUCAUAUUCGUAUAACUAGAUGGAAAUCUGGCGCUGCGAUCGUUCAACCAUCAUGGGAAUGAUGGGAUUGGCAUUCUGUUGACCGGCGAACUAGUCUACAAGUAUUUUUUGGCAGUUUUGGUUUCGCUCCAAGCGCAAUUGCCUGCAGUGAGGCAGUGCAACGCAAAGCUAUCUGCCUUUGUUCUGUUGCUAGAAGUGGCGAUAACGCGCUGGGCCAGCGGCUGGGACGAUGUUUGUGUCGCGGUGUGGUGUAGAAGCCCUGACGAGAAAGCGACGGCAUCGUAAACGUUGAAAGAACAUGUUUGACCGUUUGGACCUUGGUUUGUUAAGUGUGUUAGGUUGGCGCUGUAGCGUUACAUGCUUUAUGAAACUUUAGAAUACGAAAAAGAAGGUACUGCUAAUACAAGACAUAGACAGUUGUACUUCCAGUGGCUUGACAAUCAAACUUUAUUGAGGGCUUCAUUAUGCAUUGCUCGUUUAUGUACACAUUG
Molecule: messenger RNA, 4941 nt
Organism: Dermacentor andersoni
Lineage: Eukaryota; Metazoa; Arthropoda; Arachnida; Ixodida; Ixodidae
Source: RefSeq, a predicted model, not a curated record